Messenger RNA from Aspergillus ibericus CBS 121593, 662 nucleotides. RefSeq lists its product as uncharacterized. The coding region runs from base 1 to 654 and encodes 217 amino acids. Lineage: Eukaryota; Fungi; Ascomycota; Eurotiomycetes; Eurotiales; Aspergillaceae. The record is from RefSeq and is a predicted model, not a curated record. The transcript is spliced from 3 exons.
AUGGAUCUUGAUAUCAUCCAGACAUAUGGACCCGGAAUGUCCUUCUAUCGGUCGCAGAUAAAAUUGUCGUCUUCGGAUGAGAAUGGCAAGGCUGCCAGAGCGACAGUAUCAUCGCUAUCGAGAUACUCCUCGGCCCUCCAAUUGUUGCAGACCAGCAACCAGAAUUUGGACCAUAAACUGAGCCGGUUGCGCUCCAACGUCAUUAAGCUGAAUGUUGAUUUGGGCAAGCUUCAACAUCACGUCAAGGCGUUUCACAACGAACUCCUAACCACAUGGCAAGCUGACACGCUUACCCGACUGGUCGAAGUCAUCUACGAGCGACAGGGGUGGAAGCUCCCCGGAGGUGUUGCAGUAGGCGAUCAUAUCCACCUUGGCCGGGAGAGACAGACACGAAUCAUGUCCACGGCCGCGAGAAGGAUCAGAAAGUCAAUCCUAAAAAAGAAUUUUGGACUCUCCGGGCGGUACUACUCGGCUCUACAGCGAUACACCGAAAUUGUGCACAUGCGCAGUACGAAUUCUUUCCGGACCGAAUGCACCUUUGCUCGAAGAUUAGUGUCAGAAAAGGAGAAUCACUGGGGCAUGUAUCGAUUUUGGGGGACACUAUUUCCCCUGUGCUAUAGUCGGUCGGUGGAGGAGAGCGCCGAGAUAUUCUGAUAUUAUUC